ACCCAACCCAACCCUAACUUCUCUCUCUCUCUCUCUCUCCCUCUUUCAGAUACAAAAUAGGUCCCUCCCUCUUCUUUCCCUCCCUCUCUCUCUCUCUCUACAAUCUCUGCUUUGCUUUGUAUUGUGAGUGUCCCUUUUCCCCAUGAAACCUUAACCUUAGAUAGCCAGACACAGAUACAGUCAUACAAUAGUAACUAAAGAUUCAGAUUCACAUUCAAAACAAAUUAGGAUUUCAUCAAAUCAAAUGGGCAAGUACAUGAAGAAAUCUAAAAUCACAGCUGACGUAGCAGUCAUGGAGCUCUCACUCUCUCAUUCUCAAUCCACCACCUUAGGUGUUCGUACAAGAGCUAAAACCCUAGCCCUUCAGCGUCUUCAUUCUUCUUCUUCUUCUCCUACCAGUACCAACCCAGAUUCUUCAUCCUUCUCCUACCUUCAGCUUAGGAGCCGCCGCCUUGAAAAGCAUCCUCCGCCUUUGCUUAACGGAACUAAGAAACCUGAAAUACCUCAACAACUCGCCUCUAACAAGAAAUUGCCUAAGGGGAGUUCUAGGUUGAGUAAGGUGAAAGCGGUUGCCGGUGAUUUUGAGAAGGUGGAGGAAGGAGAAGGGUGUUUUGAUAAGAAAUGUGAAGCAGAGGAUUUGGGUAUUGAGGCUUCUUUUGGAGAGAACUAUUUGGAGUUUGAAUCCAGAGAAAGGAGCACUAGAGAAAGCACACCAUGCAGCUUGAUAAGAGACUCAGAUGCGAUUGGAACCCCAGGUUCCACCACAAGACAAGGAAGUUCUACCGCAACUAACCGUAGGGCUAGGAAUGACAUCGAGAGAAAUAUCCCGACAACACAUGAAAUGGAUGAAUUUUUUGCAUGUGCAGAACAGAAGCAACAGAGACUAUUUAGUGAAAAGUACAACUUUGAUGUUGUCAAUGAUUUGCCCUUGCCUGGACGCUAUGAAUGGGUCCAAGUGAUUCCUUAAGCAGUUAUCUUAUCACUAGGACUUCCAUCCCCUCAAACUCCUUCAGUACUUCUUUGAUUUCAUGCUAAAGGGUUUUUCAAUGAGGUGCUGAUUGUAAAAAGAAUUGAAGACGCGGAAGAUGCGUAAAUCAAAUAUCUGAAUGUAUGGCUAAUGAAUUAUAAAUUAGCCAGAUAACAAAUAAAAAAUAAUUGGUUAAGUGGAAAGGCAAAAGAAUCAUUGAAGAGGAGAGCUUUGGGGGGAGAACAUAUAACUUAGGGUUUAGAUGUUUCAUUAUUGUAAUUUUUAGGAGGUAUAUCUAGUUGCUAGAUUUUCUUUUCUUCUCUCUUUUUCACUAUGAGUUUUACUUUUGUCUAUACUUAGGGACGAACCAUGAAUGUUCUUUUUGGUAAUAAAUGUAACUCAUUUUAUGUGCUUGUAUUUUC
Jatropha curcas is the source of this 1389-nucleotide messenger RNA. Its product is annotated as cyclin-dependent kinase inhibitor 3. The record is from RefSeq and is a predicted model, not a curated record. Gene Ontology annotation, biological process: negative regulation of cyclin-dependent protein serine/threonine kinase activity. Gene Ontology annotation, molecular function: cyclin-dependent protein serine/threonine kinase inhibitor activity. Gene Ontology annotation, cellular component: nucleus. Lineage: Eukaryota; Viridiplantae; Streptophyta; Magnoliopsida; Malpighiales; Euphorbiaceae.